GUGGGUGGGUCCCUAGCAUUUGAGGCCAGUGGGGUUUCGAGCCGGACUUAAAUCCUACCAGCCGCGAUAUAGUCCAUCAUGACCAACAACCAACACCCCUUCGGACAUAGGACGAAGAUACUACGUGUCCGUCUUGGCGGACGACUGUGCACUUUGGUUUGGCAUUGUUCCUCUCUGGCCUGUAAUACUUAGAUAGGCAUGGGUCCCAGGUGGCUGAACUGGCAGUCAUUGACUUAGAUCUCAAGCCAGCACUUCCGCUGUCCCCUCCAGCGAGGCCUGCACACCAUUCGUAACGGACAAAGAUCAACACAACUUAUCUGUCUGUCUGGUUUUGAGAAUACGCAUCAUGGCUGCCUCGUACGACAUUCCGACCUUCCUGCUCGACAAGGUCAACAUCCAUGACACAAUCACACGCAUGAUGCUGGGCUACGACGACCGCGACUUUGACAGUCUGCGCGAAAAGGUUUACGCGCCCAGAAUCCUGAUGGACUACUCUGCGAUCCUCGGCACAGAGCCCGCGGAGACGAGCAGGGACGACUGGCUCAAGUUCCUGGAUGGCGCUACUGUUGGAUUCGACUCGACGCAGCAUACGGCACAGGACAUGCUCAUUGAGCUGCCGCAACCGAACAGGGGCAGUGCAAGACCAAAGACGGUCCAGGUGGUUGCAUAUGUCAAUGCUCACAUGGUGAAACGCGAUGCCCGCGGAGGACCGAUGAUGCACAACGGGGGCCGAUCGUACUUUGAGCUGGAGCACUUCCAGGACAUUGAGGACCAGGGCGAGAACCCGUGGCGGAUCAGCCAGAUGCGGGUCCGGCCUGCCUGGGAGGAGGGCAACACAGCCGUGUUGGAUGCUGCGAAGAGCUGAGGAAGUGAUGGACAGGGUGCUAGGAGUCAUUUCUCAGGUCCCACCGCCAGGAUAGCUGUAAAUAAUUUGAAAGAGAUAACAAGGGCCCGUCGUGUCUCUGAAUAUGGUGUCUGGUGUUUGUUGUUUGGCCUGCCGGGCGGGGACGAGACAUGUGCGCCGGCUUGGGGACCUGAAUGCG
Messenger RNA from Microdochium trichocladiopsis, 1043 nucleotides. RefSeq lists its product as uncharacterized. Lineage: Eukaryota; Fungi; Ascomycota; Sordariomycetes; Xylariales; Microdochiaceae. The record is from RefSeq and is a predicted model, not a curated record. Bases 347 to 865 code for a protein of 172 amino acids. The transcript has 4 exons.